Messenger RNA from Limulus polyphemus (Atlantic horseshoe crab), 1485 nucleotides. RefSeq lists its product as uncharacterized. NCBI's taxonomy places the organism in Eukaryota, Metazoa, Arthropoda, Merostomata, Xiphosura, Limulidae. The record is from RefSeq and is a predicted model, not a curated record. Bases 160 to 1305 code for a protein of 381 amino acids. The transcript is spliced from 3 exons. Gene Ontology annotation, biological process: carbohydrate metabolic process.
CCGCUUGCAGUUUCUCUCCGAUGACGGAAAGUUUACAUUACGAAAGCCAUUAGAUGUAUGUAAUUUUUAUAUAAGCAUACCUGCUUUUGAAGUGUAUCGAACAUAUCUUCAUCAGCUAGAACCAAAUCAGCUUUCCAGCACAAGACGAGGAAGAACACAAUGAGACCAGUUAUUUUCUGCUUGUUCUCCGCUGUCUUGAUCUACACAGUGACUGGUAAAUUCUGUGACGAGUCGCAAUGUAAGCGGCCAUCCUGCGUCUGCGACACGCAAGGUUCACCAGAGGGCCUACGGGUCGAAGACACACCACAGUUCGUUAUGCUGACUUUUGACGACGCUGUGAAUGUUGUUAAUUUUCCAGACUACGAGGAACUUUUGAUGAAUGGCAGAAAAAACUUGCGAAGUAAUUGUCCUAUCCAAGCUACCUUUUUUGUUUCCCAUGAAUACACUGAUUAUUCUCUAGUGCACGAACUCUGGCGAUACAACAAUGAUAUAUGUGUCCACAGUAUCAGUCAUUUGCCUAGCACGGAGUAUUGGAAAAAUGCAAAUCAAACCAUAUGGGAAGAAGAACUAGGUGGGAUGAGAAAAAUCAUUUCCAAAUUUGCCAACAUACCGGAGUCUGACAUUGUAGGUGUUAGAGCACCAUUUCUUCAAACUGCUGGCGAUGUAACUUUCGGCGUGAUGAAAUCGCUAGAUUUCCAUUACGAUAGUUCUAUGCCUACUCGUCAAAAAGCUAACCCCCCUCUAUGGCCAUACACUAUGGACUAUGGCUACCAACAAGACUGCCAGAUUACCCCAUGCCCAACGAAAAACUAUAAGAGCUUUUUCAUAGUACCUAUGGUGAACUACUUCAGGAAACUUGAAAUUGCACCAGGACAUUUCUUGGAUAUACCUUGCGCUAUGGCUGAUGCUUGCCUUCCUCUUCCGGAAACCGAAGACGAAACCUUUCAGUAUUUAAGAGAAAACUUCGAAAGACACUACAGCACUAACCGCGCGCCAUUCCCCUUGUUCCUUCACCAAGCUUGGUUUUCUAAUCCGGAAAGAAAGAAAGGUUAUUUCAAGUUUGUUGACUGGUUGCUUCAAAAGGACGAUGUUUUUAUUGUUACUAUUAGAGAAGCCCUAGAAUUUGUGAGAAAUCCCCAGCCUCUCGACAACUACAAACAAGUCUGCAAGAGUCCCAAGCAAUCCACUUGUGUGUCCAACCAAUGUACUUAUUCGAAAACACCUCUUAACGGCCCUAGAAACAUGAAAUGUUGUGGUACGUGUCCUGCUAACUAUCCGUGGCUAUGGAAUGUUGAAGGAAAUUAACACAUUUUUAGUUAGUUUCUUUAGACCACUCUGAACGAUGAAUGAUUCACCGAGGUAGACAAACUUGCUGGUGUGCAGAAUAAUUAUCUUUGAAAUAAUUGUACUAAUACAAAUAAAGUUUUAUUAAUUGAUAUUAUAAUUGUAACAGAUAUUAAUCAAUGAUAAAAAUAAAUGUAUGAG